Molecule: messenger RNA, 558 nt
Organism: Trichoderma virens Gv29-8
Lineage: Eukaryota; Fungi; Ascomycota; Sordariomycetes; Hypocreales; Hypocreaceae
Exons: 4
Coding region: 1-558 (185 amino acids)
Molecular function (GO): carbonate dehydratase activity; zinc ion binding
Source: RefSeq, a predicted model, not a curated record
AUGGCUUCAAAAGUUCUCAAGGAGCUACUCAAUCGCAAUGCUAAAAUUGUCGAAAAUUACAAGGCGCCACCUUCCCUGGUGCCAAUGGUCCAGGCGACUCGCGAAAGCGGAGCAGGCACAAUCAUCUUGAGCUGCUCUGAUCCGCGUCUCAACCCCUAUCAGAUAUUCGGUGUCGAUUCCACUAUCAAAGGCGUCACCAUGGUACGAAAUGCUGGAGGUCGUGCCAUGGAUGCCAUCAGGUCAAUCUCUAUUCUUCAAACCAUCGGCAACGCGAAAACAGUUGUUGUCCUCCAUCACACAGACUGUGGAAUGACCCAUUACCAUGACGCAACAAUCAAGGAGGCUCUGAUCGAAAUUGCACCUCAGGAGAAAGACACUAUCAAUGCUUCCAAAUACGGCGAAAUCGCAGGACUAAUCGAGGAUAGUGUGAAAGAAGACGUGGAUCUUCUAAGCUCUUCACCCUUCAUCCUGCCUGGAACCUCAAUUGUGGGACUGAAGUUGGAUAUUUUCACUGGCGCUAUUACGAAGGUUACUGAGGCCAAGACUGAAGAGCAUUGA